This is a messenger RNA of Jaculus jaculus (lesser Egyptian jerboa), 11574 nucleotides long. RefSeq names its product reelin (gene Reln). The record is from RefSeq and is a predicted model, not a curated record. NCBI's taxonomy places the organism in Eukaryota, Metazoa, Chordata, Mammalia, Rodentia, Dipodidae. The transcript is spliced from 65 exons. Gene Ontology annotation, molecular function: lipoprotein particle receptor binding. Bases 164 to 10570 code for a protein of 3468 amino acids. Gene Ontology annotation, biological process: neuron migration; central nervous system development.
GGCGGGCGGGGACUCUCGCUUCCCCAGGCGCUGGGCUGGGGCUCGCGGGAGCCGGCCGUCUGGGCGCCUGCCCUUCUCCUCCUCUUCUUCCCGGUCCUCCUUCCACGAGGCUGCUCCGUGGAAACUGAAUGCGAGCGGGGCGCGCGGCGGCGGCGUUGGCGGCAUGGAGCGCGGAGUCCCGGCGCCGCGGACCCUGGUCCUCGUCCUCGUCCUCGUCCUGGCCGGGCUGCUCGGUCCCUCGCUGCUGAGGGCGCGCGCCGCGGCGGCCGGCUACUACCCCCGCUUCUCGCCCUUCUUUUUCCUGUGCACCCACCACGGGGAGCUGGAAGGGGAUGGGGAGCAGGGCGAGGUACUCAUUUCCCUGCACAUUGCGGGCAACCCCACUUACUACGUACCGGGACACGAAUACCAUGUGACAAUUUCAACAAGCACCUUCUUUGAUGGCUUGCUGGUGACAGGACUGUAUACCUCUACAAGCGUCCAGUCUUCACAGAGCAUCGGAGGUUCCAAUGCUUUUGGAUUUGGGAUCAUGUCUGACCAUCAGUUUGGUAACCAGUUCAUGUGCAGUGUGGUGGCCUCUCAUGUGAGUCACUUGCCCACAACCAACCUCAGCUUCGUCUGGAUUGCUCCACCAGCUGGUACCGGCUGUGUGAAUUUCAUGGCUACAGCAACACACAGGGGCCAGGUUAUUUUCAAAGACGCAUUAGCCCAGCAGUUGUGUGAGCAAGGAGCCCCAACAGAGGCCACUACACACCCACAUCUAGCUGAAGUACACAGUGACAGCAUCAUUUUACGAGAUGACUUUGACUCCUACCAUCAACUGGAAUUAAAUCCAAAUAUAUGGGUUGAAUGUAGCAACUGUGAGACUGGAGAACAGUGCGGUGUGAUUAUGCACGGCAACGCUGUCACCUUCUGUGAACCAUAUGGCCCCCGAGAACUGACUACCACAGGCCUAAAUACAACAACAGCGUCUGUCCUUCAAUUUUCCAUUGGUUCGGGUUCCUGUCGCUUUAGUUAUUCUGACCCCAGCAUCAUCGUGUCAUAUGCCAAGAACAACACUGCAGACUGGAAUCAGCUCGAGAAAAUCAGAGCCCCGUCCAACAUCAGCACCGUUAUCCACAUCCUCUACCUUCCUGAGGACGCCAAGGGAGAAAAUGUGCAGUUCCGGUGGAAGCAGGAGAGUCUCCAUGCAGAGGAGGCCUACGAAGCCUGCUGGGCCUUGGAUAACAUCCUGGUCAUCAAUUCAGCCCACAGACAAGUCAUCUUAGAAGACAGUCUGGACCCAGUGGACACAGGCAACUGGCUCUUCUUCCCAGGAGCAACCAUCAAGCAUAGCUGUCAGUCAGAUGGGAACUCCAUUUAUUUCCAUGGAAAUGAAGGCAGUGAGUUCAAUUUUGCCACCACCCGGGACGUAGAUCUCUCUACAGAGGAUAUUCAAGAGCAAUGGUCAGAAGAAUUUGAGAGCCAGCCUACAGGGUGGGACAUCUUGGGAGCCGUUAUUGGUACAGAAUGUGGAACAAUAGAAUCGGGCUUAUCAAUGGUCUUCCUCAAAGAUGGAGAGAGAAAAUUAUGCACUCCCUACAUGGACACAACUGGUUAUGGGAACCUGAGGUUUUACUUUGUUAUGGGAGGAAUUUGUGACCCUGGAGACUCUCAUGAAAAUGACAUUAGCUUAUAUGCAAAGCUUGAAGGAAGAAAAGAACACAUUGCUCUGGACACUCUUUCAUAUUCUUCAUACAAGGUUCCAUCUUUGCUGUCUGUGGUCAUCAACCCUGAACUUCAGACCCCCGCCACCAAAUUUUGCCUUAGGCAAAAGAACCACCAAGGCCCUAAUCGGAAUGUCUGGGCUGUAGACUUCUUCCACGUCUUGCCGGUUCUGCCCUCCACAAUGUCUCAUAUGACACAGUUUUCUAUUAAUCUGGGAUGUGGAACGCAUCAACCUGGCAACAGUGUCGGCUUGGAGUUUUCUACCAACCACGGUCGUUCCUGGUCCCUACUUCACACGGAGUGCUUACCUGAGAUCUGCGCAGGCCCACACCUCCCCCACAGCACCAUCUACUCCUCAGAAAACUACAGUGGGUGGAACCGAAUAACUAUUCCCCUCCCUAAUGCAGCUCUAACACAAGACACCAGGAUCCGCUGGAGACAAAUGGGACCGGUCCUCGGGAACAUGUGGGCGAUUGACAAUGUUUAUAUAGGCCCAUCGUGUCUCAAGUUCUGUUCCGGCCGAGGACAGUGCACUCGACAUGGCUGCAAGUGUGACCCUGGAUUUUCCGGACCAGCAUGUGAGAUGGCCUCCCAGACAUUCCCAAUGUUUAUUUCUGAGAGCUUCGGCAGUUCCAGGCUCUCCUCUUACCAUAACUUUUACUCUAUCCGUGGUGCUGAAGUCAGCUUUGGUUGUGGUGUCUUAGCCAGCGGUAAGGCCCUGGUUUUUAACAAAGAUGGGAGGCGUCAGCUAAUUACAUCCUACCUGGACAGCUCACAAUCCAGGUUUCUCCAGUUCACACUGAGGCUGGGAAGCAAGUCUGUUCUAAGCACAUGCAGAGCCCCUGACCACCCUGGUGAAGGAGUUUUAUUGCAUUAUUCUUAUGAUAAUGGGAUAACUUGGAAACUACUGGAGCACUAUUCAUAUCUCAACUAUCAUGAGCCCAGAAUAAUCUCCGUAGAGUUACCCGAUGAUGCAAGACAGUUUGGAAUCCAGUUCAGAUGGUGGCAGCCCUAUCAUUCUUCCCAGGGAGAAGAUGUAUGGGCCAUUGAUGAGAUCCUCAUGACGUCUGUUCUGUUCAACAGUAUUAGUCUUGACUUUACCAAUCUUGUGGAGGUCACUCAGUCUCUGGGAUUCUACCUGGGGAAUGUUCAGCCGUACUGUGGCCAUGACUGGACGCUCUGCUUUACAGGUGAUUCUAAACUUGCCUCAAGUAUGCGCUACGUAGAAACACAAUCAAUGCAGAUAGGGGCGUCCUAUAUGAUUCAGUUCAGCCUGGUGAUGGGAUGCGGACAGAAAUACACUCCACACAUGGACAACCAGGUGAAACUGGAAUACUCAACCAACCAUGGCCUCACCUGGCACCUUGUCCAAGAAGAAUGCCUUCCAAGUAUGCCAAGUUGUCAGGAGUUUACAUCAGCAAGUAUUUACCAUGCCAGCGAGUUCACGCAGUGGAGAAGAGUCAUCGUACUUCUUCCCCAGAAAACUUGGUCCAGUGCCACCCGCUUCCGUUGGAGUCAGAGCUAUUACACGGCCCAAGAUGAAUGGGCUUUAGACAACAUUUACAUUGGGCAACAGUGCCCCAACAUGUGCAAUGGGCAUGGCUCGUGUGACCAUGGCAUGUGCAGGUGUGACCAGGGAUACCAAGGCACUGAGUGCCACCCAGAAGCGGCGCUUCCUUCUACAGUGAUGUCGGAUUUUGAGAACCAGAAUGGUUGGGAAUCUGACUGGCAAGAAGUUAUUGGGGGAGAAAUUGUGAAGCCAGAGCAAGGCUGUGGGGUGGUCUCCUCCGGAUCCUCCCUGUACUUCAGCAAGGCUGGGAAACGACAGCUGGUGAGCUGGGAUCUGGACACUUCCUGGGUGGACUUUGUCCAGUUCUACAUCCAGAUAGGCGGAGAGCGAGCUGCUUGCAACAAGCCUGACAGCCGAGAAGAGGGUGUCCUCGUCCAGUACAGCAAUAACGGGGGCAUCCAGUGGCACCUGCUGGCAGAGAUGUACUUCUCAGACUUCAGCAAACCCAGGUUUGUCUAUCUGGAGCUUCCGGCGGCCGCGAAGACCCCUUGCACCAGGUUCCGCUGGUGGCAGCCCGUGUUCUCGGGCGAGGACUACGACCAGUGGGCGGUGGAUGACAUCAUCAUUCUGUCUGAGAAGCAGAAGCAAGUUAUCCCCGUGGUGAACCCAACUUUGCCCCAGAACUUUUAUGAGAAGCCAGCUUUUGAUUACCCUAUGAAUCAAAUGAGUGUGUGGCUGAUGUUGGCCAAUGAAGGGAUGGCGAAGAACGAGACCUUCUGUGCGACCACGCCUUCAGCCAUGGUAUUUGGAAAAUCAGAUGGAGACCGAUUCGCAGUGACUCGAGAUUUGACCCUGAAACCAGGAUACGUGCUCCAGUUCAAGUUAAUCAUAGGAUGUGCCAAUCAAUUCAGCAGCAAUGCCCCGGUGCUUCUCCAGUACUCACAUGACGCUGGCAUGACCUGGUUUCUGGUAAAAGAAGGCUGCUUCCCAGCUUCCGUGGGCAAAGGAUGUGAAGGGAACUCCCGAGAACUGAGCGAGCCCACAGUAUAUCACAUUGGGGACUUUGAAGACUGGACAAGAAUCACCAUUGCUAUCCCCAGGUCUCUUGCAGCCAGCAAGACCAGAUUCCGGUGGAUCCAAGAGAGCAGCUCUCAGAAGAAUGUGCCUCCAUUCGGUUUAGACGGAGUGUACAUUUCCGAGCCUUGCCCCAGCUACUGCAGCGGCCACGGGGACUGCAUCUCAGGCGUGUGCUUCUGUGACCUGGGCUACACUGCUGCACAGGGAACCUGUGUGUCCAGUGUCCCUAACCACAGUGAGAUGUUCGAUAGGUUUGAGGGGAAGCUUAGCCCUCUGUGGCACAAGAUAACUGGCGGUCAGGUUGGAACUGGCUGUGGAACUCUGAAUGAUGGCAAGUCCCUCUACUUCAAUGGCCCUGGGAAAAGGGAAGCCAGGACUGUCCCUCUGGACACCAGGAAUAUCAGACUCGUUCAGUUUUAUGUACAAAUUGGAAGCAAAACUUCAGGUAUUACCUGCAUCAAGCCAAGGGCUAGGAAUGAGGGGCUAGUGGUUCAGUACUCAAGUGACAACGGGAUCCUCUGGCACUUGCUUCGAGAGUUGGACUUCAUGUCAUUUCUAGAGCCACAGAUCAUUUCCAUUGACCUGCCACGGGAAGCAAAGACUCCCGCAACAGCUUUUCGAUGGUGGCAACCCCAACACGGGAAGCAUUCAGCCCAGUGGGCUUUGGAUGAUGUCCUUAUAGGGAUGAAUGACAGCUCUCAAACUGGAUUUCAAGAUAAAUUUGAUGGCUCUAUAGAUUUGCAAGCCAACUGGUAUCGAAUCCAAGGAGGCCAAGUUGAUAUUGACUGUCUCUCUAUGGAUACGGCUCUGAUAUUCACUGAAAACAUAGGAAAACCUCGUUAUGCUGAAACCUGGGAUUUUCACGUGUCAGCAUCUACCUUCUUACAGUUUGAAAUGAGUAUGGGCUGCAGCAAGCCCUUCGGCAACGCCCACAGUAUACAGCUGCAGUAUUCUCUGAACAACGGCAAGGACUGGCAUCUUGUCACUGAAGAGUGUGUCCCUCCAACCAUCGGCUGUCUGCACUACACAGAAAGUUCAAUUUACACCUCAGAAAGAUUCCAGAGUUGGAAGCGGAUCACUGUCUACCUUCCCCUCUCCACCAAUUCUCCAAGGACACGGUUCAGAUGGAUCCAGGCCAACUACACCGUGGGAGCAGACUCCUGGGCCAUUGAUAAUGUCGUGCUGGCCUCAGGGUGCCCUUGGAUGUGCUCAGGACGAGGGAUCUGUGAUGCCGGACGCUGUGUGUGUGACCGGGGCUUCGCUGGGCCCUACUGCGUUCCUGUCGCUCCUCUCCCCUCCAUUCUGAAAGAUGACUUCAAUGGGAACUUACACCCUGACCUUUGGCCUGAAGUGUAUGGUGCAGAGAGGGGGAAUCUGAAUGGCGAAACCAUCAAAUCUGGAACGGCUCUCAUUUUUAAAGGGGAAGGGCUAAGGAUGCUUAUUUCAAGAGAUCUAGAUUGUACCAGUACCAUGUAUGUCCAGUUUUCACUUAGAUUUAUAGCAAAAGGCACCCCAGAGAGGUCACACUCUAUUCUACUACAGUUCUCUGUCAAUGGAGGAAUUACUUGGCACCUGAUGGAUGAGUUUUAUUUUCCUCAAACAACCAGCAUACUUUUCAUUAAUGUACCCUUGCCGUACAGUGCCCAAACCAACGCUACAAGAUUCAGACUCUGGCAACCUUACAAUAAUGGUAAGAAAGAGGAGAUCUGGAUUAUUGAUGACUUCAUUAUUGAUGGAAACAAUCUGAACAACCCUGUGGUGCUUAUGGAUACAUUUGACUUCGGGCCCAGAGAAGACAAUUGGUUUUUCUAUCCAGGAGGGAACAUCGGUCUUUACUGCCCGUAUUCGUCAAAGGGAGCUCCUGAGGAAGAUUCAGCUAUGGUGUUUGUUUCGAAUGAAGUUGGUGAGCACUCCAUUACCACCCGUGACCUGAGCGUAAAUGAGAACACCAUCAUCCAAUUUGAGAUCAAUGUCGGAUGCUCCACGGACAGCUCCUCGGCUGAUCCCGUCCGACUGGAGUUCUCCAGGGACUUUGGGGCCACCUGGCACCUGCUGCUCCCCCUCUGCUUCCACAGCAGCAGCCACGUCAGCUCCCUGUGCUCCACGGAGCACCACCCGAGCAGCACCUACUACGCCGGGACCACGCAGGGCUGGAGGAGGGAGGUCGUGCUCUUCGGGAAGCUGCACCUGUGCGGGUCUGUGCGUUUCAGAUGGUACCAGGGAGUCUACCCCGCCAGCUCGCAGCCAGUCACGUGGGCUAUUGAUAAUGUCUACAUCGGUCCCCAAUGUGAAGAGAUGUGUAAUGGGCAUGGGAGUUGCAUCAAUGGAACCAAGUGUAUAUGUGAUCCUGGCUACUCUGGUCCAACCUGUAAAAUAAGCACCAAAAAUCCUGAUUUUCUCAAGGAUGAUUUUGAAGGUCAGCUAGAAUCUGAUAGAUUCCUACUAAUGAGUGGUGGAAAGCCUUCUCGGAAGUGUGGGAUCCUUUCCAGUGGAAAUAACCUCUUUUUCAAUGAAGAUGGCUUGCGCAUGCUUAUGACCCGAGACCUGGAUUUGUCUCAUGCUAGAUUUGUGCAGUUCUUCAUGAGACUGGGCUGUGGCAAAGGCGUUCCAGACCCCAGAAGCCAGCCUGUGCUUCUGCAGUAUUCUCUCAACGGCGGCCUCUCCUGGAGUCUCCUUCAAGAGUUCCUCUUCAGCAACUCCAGCAACGUGGGCAGGUAUAUUGCCCUGGAGAUACCCCUGAAAGCCCGUUCUGGUUCUACUCGCCUCCGCUGGUGGCAGCCCUCUGAAAAUGGGCACUUCUACAGCCCCUGGGUUAUUGACCAGAUUCUUAUCGGAGGAAAUAUUUCUGGCAACACAGUCUUGGAAGAUGAUUUUACAACUCUGGAUAGCAGAAAGUGGUUGCUUCACCCAGGCGGCACUAAGAUGCCCGUGUGCGGCUCUUCCGGUGACGCGCUGGUCUUCAUUGAGAAGGCCAGCACCCGCUACGUGGUCACCACUGACAUUGCCGUGAAUGAGGACUCCUUUCUGCAGAUAGAUUUUGCUGCUUCCUGCUCAGUCACAGACUCUUGCUAUGCUAUUGAGUUGGAAUACUCUGUGGAUCUUGGGCUGUCGUGGCAUCCACUAGUGAGGGACUGUCUGCCUACCAACGUUGAAUGCAGUCGCUAUCACCUGCAGCGGGUCCUGGUGUCCGAUACUUUCAACAAGUGGACAAGAAUCACUCUGCCUCUCCCUCCUUACACCAGGUCUCAAGCCACUCGUUUCCGUUGGCAUCAACCAGCUCCUUUUGACAAGCAGCAAACAUGGGCAAUAGACAACGUCUAUAUCGGGGAUGGCUGCAUAGACAUGUGCAGUGGCCAUGGGAGAUGUGUCCAGGGGAACUGCGUCUGUGACGAGCAGUGGAGAGGCCUGUACUGCGACGAGCCCGAGACCGCCCUUCCAACCCAGCUCAAAGACAACUUCAACCGAGCUCCCUCCAGCCACAACUGGCUCACCGUGAAUGGCGGGAAACUGAGCACCGUGUGUGGCGCCGUGGCUUCGGGACUGGCUCUCCAUUUCAGCGGGGCUUGUAGCCGACUGCUAGUCACUGUGGAUCUGAACCUCACCAGUGCCGAGUUUAUCCAGUUUUACUUCAUGUACGGGUGCCUGAUAACACCAAACAACCGGAACCAAGGGGUUCUCUUGGAAUACUCUGUCGAUGGAGGCAUUACCUGGAGCUUGCUAAUGGAAAUCUUCUAUGACCAGUAUAGUAAACCUGGAUUUGUGAAUAUCCUUCUGCCUCCUGACGCUAAAGAGAUCGCUACUCGCUUCCGCUGGUGGCAGCCACGCCAUGAUGGCCUGGACCAGAAUGACUGGGCCAUCGACAAUGUCCUCAUCUCAGGCUCCGCUGACCAGAGGACUGUCAUGCUGGACACCUUCAGCAGUGCCCCCGUGCCCCAGCACGAGCGCUCCCCCGCAGAUGCCGGCCCCGUUGGCAGGAUUGCUUUCGACAUGUUCAUGGAGGACAAAACUUCAGUGAGUGAGCAUUGGCUAUUCCACGAUGACUGCACAGUGGAAAGAUUCUGUGACUCCCCUGAUGGCGUCAUGCUCUGUGGCAGUCACGAUGGACGAGAGGUGUAUGCAGUGACCCACGACCUGACUCCCACUGGAGGGUGGAUUAUGCAAUUCAAGAUCUCUGUUGGAUGCAAAGUGUCUGAAAAAAUUGCCCAGAAUCAAAUUCACGUCCAGUAUUCUACUGACUUUGGUGUGAGCUGGAAUUAUCUGGUCCCCCAGUGCUUGCCUGCCGACCCAAAAUGCUCUGGAACGGUUUCUCAGCCAUCUGUGUUCUUUCCAACUAAAGGGUGGAAAAGGAUCACAUACCCCCUUCCUGAAAGCUUGGUGGGAAACCCUGUAAGAUUUAGGUUCUAUCAAAAGUACUCAGAUGUGCAGUGGGCGAUAGACAAUUUCUACCUGGGCCCUGGAUGCCUGGACAACUGCCGAGGCCAUGGAGACUGCUUAAAGGAACAGUGCAUCUGUGAUCCAGGAUACUCUGGGCCAAACUGCUACUUGACUCACACUCUGAAGACUUUCCUGAAGGAACGCUUCGACAGUGAAGAGAUCAAGCCUGACUUAUGGAUGUCUCUAGAAGGUGGUAAUACCUGCACUGAGUGUGGAAUCCUCGCUGAGAACACUGCCCUCUACUUUGGGGGUUCCACCGUGAGACAAGCCAUUACUCAAGAUUUGGAUCUCAGGGGCGCAAAAUUCCUGCAGUACUGGGGGCGCAUCGGAAGUGAGAACAACAUGACCUCUUGCCAUCGGCCCGUCUGCCGGAAGGAGGGGGUGCUGCUGGACUACUCCACUGACGGAGGAAUUACUUGGACUUUGCUUCAUGAGAUGGAUUUCCAGAAAUACAUUUCUGUUAGACACGACUACAUACUUCUUCCCGAGGAUGCUCUCACCAACACAACUCGACUUCGCUGGUGGCAGCCUUUUGUGAUCAGCAACGGAAUUGUGGUCUCUGGGGUGGAGCGUGCCCAGUGGGCACUAGACAACAUUCUGAUUGGUGGAGCAGAAAUUAAUCCAAGUCAGUUAGUGGACACUUUUGAUGAUGAAGGCAUUUCCCAUGAAGAAAACUGGAGUUUUUAUCCUAAUGCAGUAAGGACAGCAGGCUUCUGUGGCAAUCCAUCCUUCCACCUCUACUGGCCAAAUAAGAAGAAGGACAAGGCUCACAAUGCUCUCUCUUCCCGGGAACUCAUUAUACAGCCAGGAUAUAUGAUGCAAUUUAAAAUCGUGGUGGGCUGUGAAGCCACUUCUUGUGGUGACCUUCAUUCCGUGAUGUUGGAGUAUACUAAGGAUGCAAGGGCCGAUUCCUGGCAGCUUGUGCAGACCCAGUGCCUCCCCUCCUCUUCAAACAGCAUCGGUUGCUCCCCGUUCCAGUUCCAUGAAGCCACCAUCUACAAUGCCGUCAACAGCUCGAGCUGGAAAAGGAUCACCAUCCAGCUGCCUGACCAUGUCUCCUCCAGUGCCACACAGUUCCGCUGGAUCCAGAAGGGAGAAGAAGCUGAGAAGCAAAGCUGGGCCAUCGACCACGUGUACAUCGGAGAGGCUUGCCCCAAGCUCUGCAGUGGGCACGGCUACUGUACCAGUGGCGCUGUCUGCAUCUGCGAUGAAAGCUUCCAAGGUGAUGAUUGUUCUGUUUUCAGUCAUGAUCUUCCUAGUUAUAUUAAAGAUAAUUUUGAGUCAGCAAGAGUCACUGAGGCAAACUGGGAGACCAUUCAAGGUGGCGCGAUAGGAAGUGGCUGUGGGCAGCUGGCACCUUAUGCCCACGGAGACUCACUCUACUUUAAUGGCUGUCAGAUAAGGCAAGCUGCUACCAAACCACUGGAUCUCACUCGAGCAAGCAAAAUUAUGUUUGUGCUGCAAAUUGGGAGCACGUCCCAGACAGACAGCUGCAACAGUGACCUCAGCGGCCCGCACUCGGUGGACAAGGCGGUGCUCCUGCAGUACAGCGUCAACAACGGCAUCACCUGGCACGUCAUCGCUCAGCACCAGCCCAAGGACUUCACGCAAGCGCAGAGAGUGUCCUACAAUGUCCCCCUGGAGGCACGGAUGAAAGGAGUUUUACUGCGCUGGUGGCAACCGCGCCACAACGGGACAGGUCACGAUCAGUGGGCUUUGGACCACGUGGAGGUCGUCCUAGUAAGCACUCGCAAACAAAAUUACAUGAUGAAUUUCUCACGGCAUCAUGGGCCCUGGCACUUCUCCAACAGAAGACGAAGGUCACUUAGGCAAUACCCAUGAAGAAUAAAGCUCGUUUUUCCUUCCAACAUGUGAUGCAUUGCUUCCUAUUCUUUUAAACCUCUCACUGCAUCUGCUAUCAGGAAAUAUCUGUGAAGGACUUGAUGGUUAGUGGAAAGCCCUUCUCCAGACCGAGUGUAUACCACUUUCCCACACUGUGAACUAAUGACAAGUGACUUAUUUGCUCAUAAGUAAAUGUCUUCAUGUUGAUGUGUCUGUGAAAAUUGUGAUCUGUUGUAAUAUCAGUUACAGUGGCAGUGUUAAGAAUAAGAAAUAGUUUAACGGGGAAAAAAAAAUUUAAGCACAAAAAUGUAAGAGACUCUAUGUUUAUAAUGGCAUCUUAGCACAGUAUCUCACAUCUUUGGUCACAAAGCUAUUUAAGUGGACUGUAUUUCAGCUUUGUAUCAUGUUUUAUAUUAUUAAAUUAUCAUUGUUUGUUCUUUAUGUAUUCUCUUCUACGAUAUAACACAUUGAACCUGUACUUACUUGUUAAGUUGCAAUAUUUUGCUGCUGACUUGAUUUUCUUAUAUCCUGCAGUAAGUUCAUUGCAAUACCUAUUCCAGAAGAUAGUUGUAAAGAUAUUGUUAUCUCCUUUAAUAUGAUCCUUAAAAAUGUAUGUUGAUUUAGCAUUGUUUUGUGGAUAAGAAAACUGCUUGCCCUUCAAAUAUUUUCUACUUCAGAAAUGUGGGUGAACACCCUCUCUCCUUUCCACAAAGAAGUUCCCACGACCUUGUUUUAAAGAACUUUUUGAAGUGUUCUGUGGCUGAUUUACUAACAGUAACUGCCAUUUUGUGUCUAUGGUAACGAAGUGAUUUGUAAGAUGGUGGGUGUGUCUUCAUUGUGUUCUCUUCAUGGGUGAUUUUCCUACCUUCUGAGGAAGUGGAACCAACAUCAGCACCAGUAUAUUGGCCCCAGAGCCCAAACUCUCCUAGCAGAACUGAAGGUUCCACUCUUGGGAGAACCAAGCUAAAAGCCCAUGCUUAAAUAAAAGUUAUGUCCAAAACCUA